CUCUUAAUCAUUUCAAGGUUUCAACACUCCUCACUACAAUCCCUCUCCCUUCCUUCCUUUUGAUCACACACCUUCGCAUCUUCUCUUCCCAUAAGUAGUACACCACCCAUGAAAGAAACCCACAAACUCACACCACCAUACCCUCCCCACCUCUCCUCAACCAUGUCCACCAUUGGAUUUGAAGACCCCCACAAGGCCACCAAGAAGGUGGCUCACCGUCGCAACGACUCCGGCGAGCUUGAUGUCUUCGAGGCGGCACGCUACUUCGCAGGCGCCUUCACUGGUGCAACCUCCCCUCCUAAGUCCAUGAGGGAGGAGAGGCUUCUGUGGAGUGGAGGGAGGAAGAGCUUAGACAUACCCAUGCAACAUAACCAACAUCAUUCCUUUUCUCAUAGGCUUGAAAAGCAUCCCAAAGAGAAGAAAAGCAAGCAACCUAGAUCUCCUGGUGCUAAGCUGGCCAGCUUCUUGAAUUCUCUCUUCAGUCAAACAUCUUCCAAGAAGAAGUCAAAGUCAAGCUCUCACUCAAUGAGAGAUGAAGGAGAGAGUCCUAAUGGUAGAAGGAAAAGGAGGAGUAGCAUCAGCCAUUUCAGAAGCAUAAGUGCCAUGGAUUCACAGUACAUGUAUUCUUCUAGAAGUGCCUCUGGAUUUAGGACACCUCCUCCUAAGGUAUGUGGGGAUGUACAGCCCAGGUCAGUUACAGUCUACACUUCAAACGAGUCCCAUGAUGAGAAGAAGGAUUUGGGGUGGGACUGGUUGGAUCAAAGGUUCGGAUUCAAUGAUGGUUUUUUGGAGAAGAAUGGGACAUUGUUUGAUGAGAUUCCAUCAAAGGAGAGGAAUUUCAAGAAGGUUUGUGGAGAGGUUGAGGAUUGUGGGGAGAGUGAUUCAAGCUCUGACCUGUUUGAGCUGCAAAACUAUGAUUUGGGUGUGUACUCUAAUGGCCUUCCUGUCUAUGAGACCACCCAUGUGGGGCCCAUCAAGAGAGGUGCACCUAUUGCCAGUGGCUAGCACAUGUUUUUUCUUCCUUUUUUCUCUCUUGGUUUCAAGAAAAUUUGAUAUUUGCACCCAACUUUUCUUCAUAGUUGCACCUCUUUUCUAGUUUUUGUGACAUGGUGCUACAAAUUUGUGGUACUGUGUUGCAAAAAGUAGAAGAGAAGGGGUAAUAUAUCAAAAAGUGGGGGUGUAUGUAGUGGUUCCCUACUUCCCUUGUUUCUCUUUGUUUUUUUCCUUUUUAUUUGGAGAUUGCCUUCUCUUGAAUGUAAUAAUAAGAAAGGGGAAAUGAAGGGGCUUGUGAAGAUUGUG
This is a messenger RNA of Magnolia sinica, 1299 nucleotides long. RefSeq names its product protein BIG GRAIN 1-like E. The record is from RefSeq and is a predicted model, not a curated record. The transcript has a single exon. Gene Ontology annotation, biological process: auxin-activated signaling pathway. Lineage: Eukaryota; Viridiplantae; Streptophyta; Magnoliopsida; Magnoliales; Magnoliaceae. The coding region runs from base 109 to 1005 and encodes 298 amino acids.